GGGUGGGUAGAUCGUGCAUACUUGACGCAUCUUGAGAGAGAAAGAGAGAGAGAGAAAGAGAGAGAGAGAGAGAGAGAGAGAGCGAGCGAGCAUCAAACGGGAUCCUCAUCCUGCAUCACUUUGGAAUCUCGCUCUCUGCAUCCAGCGCUGCUUCACCUGCUCCGCUGUUUCCUCUGGCUGAUUCAGUGAGAACACCACCCUCCUGUCACAUCUAACCAGACAUUAAUGUGUCUUAUAAUGCUCGUCACACAUCAUUGACUGCAGAGAUUGUUAUUUUUUUCUUUUUACAUCUUGGUCUUGACUGCUGUGUAAAAGUGACCGGCUGUUUUCUCCCCCCACCCCCCCCCUGUGCCAUGGUUCGUGCCAUUUGAGGCUGGCAAUAUGUGAAUUUUGUGGGAAGACGCUGCGUCUUCUGGGACUGGUGGACUAUUUCACAACUGGGAUUUUCUUGUGUUUUACCCGAGAUUUUCACUCUGCACCCUGAAACAUCUUGCAGUAGACCGUGAUGUUGCUGUGCUGCGUGAACUGACAGCAGAGUGUGCGCUAUCGUUGGCAAAUUGCGUGUGGGACUGGGGGAAAAAUGAAAGCUCCCAUUCCUCUCCUCGUCCUGCUCAAUGCUGUCAUGGUCCCUUGUCUGAAAGUGGUGUCCAAAAGAGGCUCAGUGGAAGGCUGCACAGACUGGUCAGUGGACUACCUGAAGUACAGGGUGCUGGUGGGGGAACCCGUGAGGAUUAAGUGUGCUUUAUUUUACGGAUACAUCCGGGCCAACUACACCCACGCACAGAGCGUUGGACUCAGCCUUAUGUGGUACAAAAGUGCUGGCCACGGGGACUUCGAGGAGCCAAUCAGUUUUGACGGCACCAGGAUGAACAAGGAGGAGGACGCUAUAUGGUUCCGACCGGCAGAGUUGGAAGAUGUGGGAUAUUAUUCCUGUGUACUAAGAAAUUCAACAUACUGCAUGAAGGUCUCCAUGUCUCUGACGGUGGCGGAGAACGACACCGACCUCUGCUACAACUCCAAAAUGAGGUUCUUUGAAAAAGCCGCACUAAGCAAAAGCAAAAACAUCACCUGCCCUGCUAUUGAGGAUUACAUACAGCAGGGGGCGGAGCCUGACAUUGUGUGGUAUAAGGAAUGUAAACCAAAGCUGUGGAGGCAGAGCAUAGAGAGACGGAGGGACACGCUCUCCAUCGGUGACGUACAGGAAGAUGACAUAGGGAAUUAUACGUGCGAAUUACAGGUCGGGAAUUUUGUCGUGCGGAGGACAACAGAGCUAUCAGUCACAGCCCCAUUCACAGAGAAGCCCCCGAAAAUCCUUUUCCCGUCAGAGAGUGAAAUGAACGUCAUUGAGGUGGCUCUAGGGAGUCCCAUCAACCUGACUUGCCGAGCUUUCUUUGGGUACAGCGGAGACGUCAGUCCACUCAUCUACUGGAUGAAGGGGGAAAAGUUCAUCGAGGAUCUGGAUGAGGAGCGGGUUCAGGAGAGCGACAUCAAGACAAUCAAGGAACACCUGGGCGAGCAGGAGGUCUCCAUCUCCCUGAUCGUCGACUCGCUGGAUGAGAAUGACCUGGGCAACUACACGUGUUACGUGGAGAACGUCAACGGACGGAGACAGGCCAACAUCCAGCUUAUCAGGAAAGCAGAGCUGAUGUACACGGUGGAGCUGGCUGGAGGCCUGGGAGCCAUCUUCAUGCUGUUGCUGUGUCUGGUGACGCUGUACAAAUGCUAUCGCAUCGAACUCAUGCUCUUCUACAGGAACCACUUUGGCAGCGAGGACUUAGACGGAGAUAACAAGGACUAUGAUGCUUACCUGUCCUACACCAAAGUGGACCCCGAUCAGUGGAACCAGGAGACUCGUGAGGAGGAACGCUUCGCCCUGGAGAUUCUCCCUGACGUCCUGGAGAAGCAUUACGGGUACAAACUCUUCAUCCCAGACAGGGACCUGAUCCCAACAGGAAGUUUCACCAACGACCAUUUCCAGGAUGACACCCGACUACUUCGAGCCUACAUAGAGGACGUGGCCCGCUGCGUGGACCAAAGCAAACGCCUCAUCAUAGUCAUGACCCCCAGUUACGUCCUGAGGAGGGGGUGGAGCAUCUUUGAGCUGGAGACGCGCCUGCGCAACAUGCUGGUGACCGGCGAGAUCAAGGUCAUCCUGAUCGAGUGCGCCGAGCUGCGCGGCAUCAUGAACUACCAGGAGGUGGAGGCCCUCAAACACACCAUCAAAAUGCUGACGGUCAUCAAGUGGCGCGGACCGUCCAGCAACAAGCUCAACUCCAAGUUCUGGAAGCAGCUCAUCUACGAGAUGCCCUUCAAGCGCAUGGAGCCCCUGAGCAUCUCCCACGAACAGGUGCUGGACGUCAGCGAGCAGGGCCCCUUCGGUGAGCUUCAGACCGUCUCCGCUAUCUCUAUGGCCUCAGCAACAACCACCGCCCUGGCGACCACUCACCCUGACCUGCGCUCCACCUUUCACAGCACCUGCCACACCCAGCUGAGGCAGAAACACUAUUACCGUAGCUACGACUACGACCUGCGACCCGGCGGAACGCUGCCGCCGAUGUCCUCUCUGGGCAGCCAGCACACCUACUGCAACAUCCCUAUGACGCUGCUCAACGGACAGCAGCGACCGAUUACCAAGUCACCAAGGCAGCAGAGCAUGGAGGAGGCCCACGGUAACAACGCCAUGCUACCACUGCUCCCCAGAGAGACCAGUAUAUCCAGUGUCAUCUGGUGACGGCGGUGGGUCCGUGUGACAACCACCUCCGGGAAAUGCUCAGACCCUGACCAAACUAGAUCCACGUGAACCCGAGGGCCUCUGAAGUACUCGCCGCUGUUGAGUUUAAACCACUAGGGGUCAUGCAGGUGGUGUGGCAUCUUUUGGGGUUUUUUUUAUAAAUGGUCUAAUAAGAGCUUUUAUUAAAAACUGAACAUCAAAAAAAUCAAGAAGAACCUUUUUUUUUUAGGUCUGUCUAACCCUUCAAGCCAACACCUAUGAAUUUACCUGGUAUAUAAAAGGAAAACAGGGUCCUGUGUAAAUAUAAUAUACAUUCUAUUCUAAUUCUUUGUAGCAUCAGUGUUUGGAACUUGUUUCUUUUAACUGUUUUUAAUCAUGAUUUGUUUUCCGUUUCUAUCCAGCAGCGAAGCAACGGCUGGUGAAGCGUGUGGGUUAAAGCCGUGUUUAUCACCAUCUUGUUGCUUGUCUUGUUUUCAAAGCUUUUUUUAAUUUAAUUUAAGUUUAUGUUUUUGAUGGAAGUUGGAACUGCAAAAAUGUGCAGCCUCUGCCAAAUGAAAACAAUACAGUUUUAGGGGGUGUGAGUAGAAGUGGACUCGACCUGAAUAUGCAAAUGAUGGCAAAAUAGCGGAAAUAAAGGGGGUCAAAGUCCAAACAGUCAUCUGUGGAGAAGGUUUGGUCUGUGAAGGUACGAAGAACACGGUGCUAGGCUUCAUGUCACAUCUUACUUUGAAAGAAAAGAAACUUUGACAUUUACCUUAACAGAUGAUUGAAACCUAAUUGUGUGUGUUAUUAUUUUAUGAGAAAUAGAGGAAACAAAGUCUAUUUUUGUAACAGAGGACUAUUUGCUUAGUAAAGCUAUAAAUAUGGAGAAACAGGAGGGAGUGAGGAAACAUGGGAAAGUGCGUAAAGUCAUGAACAACCAUCAGCUGAACACUCGAUGGUUCAACUUAAUGUUUUUAUGCAGAGGUCCCCAACCACUGGGUCCCAGACCAGCAUGGCGCCAUGAGUCAUGUGAUUCGAGGAUGAAGCAUUUUACUGAUUAUUGGUGCGAAAGUACUUUUUUGAUGUAAUUGUUGCAAUCACAACACACCUCAGGAGCCUCGUCAAAAUAAAAGUCUUUGAGGAGUUUUUUCCAAAGACUUUUAUUUUGACAAGCCUACAGAGGAAACAGAAUACAAAUGAACAUACACUCAUAUGACAAACCCUCUCUGCAAAAUAUUCAGCCAAUUGGUGUCUUUAUUAUUGUUUUAUUGAUAUAUGGUUUUAUUUUGUCAAUUUUCUCUCGCAGCACCUCGACGACUGCUCUGUGAGAAUAUAGACACAGAACUGAUCUGUGGAUGAAGCAGGUUGAGGGGCUCUAGUUGAAAUAGGAAGAAUUUUGACACUUCCCACAGUUGACGGCAGCUCAGCGGGAUGUUUUGUAGGUGUUGCAAGUUGACUUGUCAACACAGCAACACCGUCGAUGAUGUCAGAGCUGACAGAGGAGAGAGAAACUACAACUAGCUUCUUGUCAGUGGCCCAGUUUUUGUUGGGUCAAAUGGAGUUUUUCCGGUUCUUUCCAGGCCUGAACUGUUUGAUCUUAGAUGUAAAAUAGCAACAGAUAGGGCUUUGACGUCUGAUCAAUGCUUGACAUAGAAGUUUUCCAUCAAAAGUCUAACAGUUGUUAUCAAGCUAACACUUACUGUACAAGGCCCCACUUCCAGGUCAGUUGGUACAAAGUCAAAACAAAAUGGGAUAAAAAAAAAUAAAAGUUGAAAGCUGGAAGUUUUAUUCAACGGGGAAAGGGACAAAGGAAAUACUUAGUAUUAGUAUUUAGUAUUAGUAAAUUUACCAGGAAUAUGUUUAUACUACACAUAAUAAUAUUAAAAAUUUUGGACAGAAGCAAAUUGCAUAUUUUUCUUUUCAGUUGUUGGCACAUUAAAGAGCUGAGCUGCUCCGUGCUCUGUGGUCUCCUUUGACUGAUUCCCCUCUUUAUGAAUCACCUGCAGGUUUAAGUAAGGGACAGAUCUGGACUGCAGGCCGGCCAAUCAAACACACUCACUUACAACAUUAACAGUAACUAGUGCAGAUAUUUUCUUUGUCCUUUUUUCUGAUGAAUAAAGAUUCAGAUGAUUCACCAGUGUAGAUUCUAGGCUUUUAUUUCUUUUGUUUCACUCUAUCUUAAAAUGGGGUUGGAAAUAAAAUAUAUCAUUGAAAACAAAUCCUUCUGGUGAAUCUGUUAGGAGACUAAUGGCUUAAACCAGAGAAGAAUGUAGUGAAGAUGGAAAAUAAAUAAAUAAUGCAGUAUUUGAACCUAUACAAUUAAAAAAAUAUAUUUAUAUAUAAAGUAAUGUUAGACCAAAGGAAGACGGAGUGUGGCUGUGUCAGAGCUUUGAAGGCCAACCACACACACAACAUUAAAACAUCUCCAAAUUCACCAGUACUAUCAAAAUAUGCAAAUAAAUCAUUGACAACUUUUAUUUCCCCAUAUCCUCAUCAAGAGUUUUAAUGAUGAGGCUUUGUAUUUUUGACCUGGUCUGUGAGCGUGCGUGUGUGUGAGUGUGUGUGUGUGUGAGUGAUGACAGUCAGGACCAUUGACCAUAUCUAAACA
Messenger RNA from Cynoglossus semilaevis (tongue sole), 5321 nucleotides. Its product is annotated as interleukin-1 receptor accessory protein-like 1. Gene Ontology annotation, molecular function: interleukin-1 receptor activity. Lineage: Eukaryota; Metazoa; Chordata; Actinopteri; Pleuronectiformes; Cynoglossidae. Gene Ontology annotation, biological process: negative regulation of exocytosis; signal transduction. The coding region runs from base 581 to 2731 and encodes 716 amino acids. The record is from RefSeq and is a predicted model, not a curated record. The transcript has 12 exons.